GACGCGUGCGGUCUGCGCAGGCGCAGAGGGGCGCCGCAGAAGCAACUCGCCGUGCUUCGAGUUUUCAGUGAAUCGUGAACAUGAAUGAGAUGUUUGCUCCUCUCGUGCUGACAGUGAUCGUGUUCUCUGUCGGGGCGCUGCCGGUCGCUCGGUUAAAGUCAAGAAAACACGAUGGAUUCCAGACAGAGCCGCAGUUCACAGAAAAGUAUUUCACUCAGACUCUGGAUCACUUCAACUUCAACAGCAUGGGGAACGGGACGUUCAGUCAGCGUUACCUGAUUACAGAUAAGUACUGGAAGAAAGGCUACGGUCCGAUUUUCUUCUACACGGGCAACGAGGGCGACAUCUGGGAAUUUGCCCGCAACUCCGGAUUCAUCACAGAGUUGGCAGCUCAGCAGGGGGCCCUCGUCAUAUUUGCUGAACAUAGGUACUACGGCAGGUCGCUGCCGUUCGGCAAAGACUCCUUCGACAUCCCUCGGAUCGGCCUGCUGACCGUGGAGCAGGCGCUCGCCGACUACAGCGUCAUGAUCACCGAGCUGAAGCGGCAGCUGCCCGCCGCCGACUGUCCCGUCGUCGUGUUUGGCGGCAGUUACGGCGGAAUGCUGUCAGUCUAUAUGAGACUCAAGUAUCCGAACGUCGUGGCUGGAGCUCUGGCGGCCAGCGCCCCCAUACUGUCCACUGCUGGGCUGGGAGACCCCCGGCAGUUUUUCCGAGAUGUUACGGCUGAUUUCGAGAGUGUCGCCCCUGAAUGCGGAGACGCCGUGAGAGGAGCUUUCCGUCAGCUGAAAGAAUUAGCCGAGCGCCAAGAUUACAGUCGCAUCCAGUCCGAGUUCACUCUGUGCGAACCUCCAUCGUCUGCUCAGGACGUGCACCAGCUGUACGGCCUGCUGAGGAACGCCUUCACUAUGAUGGCCAUGCUGGAUUACCCCUACAGCACCCACUUCAUGGGCAACAUGCCCGCCAACCCUGUCAAGGUGGCCUGUGACACCAUGCUGAGUGGAUCGGACCUACUCGCCAACCUCAGGAACUCAGCAGGGAUCGUGUACAACGCUACCGGGGAGCUGACGUGUUUCGACCUGUACAGUCUGUAUCUGGAGUGUGCGGAUCCCACUGGAUGUGGACUGGGCUUCAACAGCCUGGCCUGGGACUACCAGGCGUGCACGGAGGUCAACCUGUGCUUCGAGAGCAACAAUGUGACGGACAUGUUUCCUCCCAUGCCCUUCACCCAGGGGGACCGCGAGCUCUACUGCUCCAAGCGCUGGGCUGUGGUUCCGCGACCAGACUGGUUCAAAACCCAGUUCUGGGGCGAUGCCCUCUCCACAGCCAGCAACAUCAUCUUCUCCAAUGGCGACCUGGACCCAUGGGCGAACGGAGGGGUGCGCAAGUCCCUGAGCUCGUCGCUGAUAGCCGUCAACAUCCCUGAGGGAGCCCAUCAUCUGGACCUGAGAGGAUCCCACGAUGCCGACCCGGUGUCAGUGAUCAGCGCCAGGAAAACGGAAGCAGACGUCAUCGCACAGUGGGUGAAGACGGAGCGGAGCAGAUUACAUCCGUCACUUUAAAGCACAGCCUCCGAUCAGGCCCGUUGCCACAUGCCGGACACUGAAGGAAAAAAAAGAUUGAUAUCAUGUUAAUAAUACGCAUGAUAAGGUCACGUAAAUAAUCCUGCACCUCUUGAAUAAUCUCGGUUUCUUUCCAUCAUGAUGCAGCAACUAUCUGGGUCACACACACUCCAACUCCAACUGGGUAGGCAUUAGUUAUGGUUAUUAUUUAGACUGAACAAAACACUAGUGGAUCGUAGGAGCUGCUCUCAGCUGAGUUACUGUACAUCAUAUAUUCUCACCUUCCAUGGAGGCCUGCUCUUCGUCCGGUUUCCAAACUGUACACAGGCAGAAGCGUUUGCAAAGCGUCAUUUAGCCUUGACGUCUUCAAACGGCCCGUUUCUGUCCAACCGACGGCCCGAACCUGUAAUUCUCGAGUCAAAACUGUUUCUGCACAACUUGCAAUCUACUUGAUUAAAUGAAUGAUGAUCA
Messenger RNA from Scophthalmus maximus (turbot), 2030 nucleotides. It is a transcript of the gene dpp7, whose product is annotated as dipeptidyl-peptidase 7. The coding region runs from base 81 to 1559 and encodes 492 amino acids. NCBI's taxonomy places the organism in Eukaryota, Metazoa, Chordata, Actinopteri, Pleuronectiformes, Scophthalmidae. The transcript is spliced from 13 exons. Gene Ontology annotation, biological process: proteolysis. Gene Ontology annotation, molecular function: serine-type exopeptidase activity; dipeptidyl-peptidase activity. Gene Ontology annotation, cellular component: vesicle. The record is from RefSeq and is a predicted model, not a curated record.